UUGGCUUGCUACAGUAUAGUAACUUAUUGUUUCGCGCCAAUUCGUCGCUCGUGUUCCAACAUGCACUUGGCGCCUUGACUGUCGACCCCAGACAUCACUAUUUUUCAAAUUGCCUUUGCAUGAAGACUGAAAUCGCGCUGACGGCGGCCGCGGGGCUCGUGUCGUGGGUCGGGUGGCAGCUAGGACGUGUGUCCACCGUCCGGUUGGACUCUGGCUUUGCCUGCGCCUGUCAGCAAGUACAAGGUCACGUGAACGCUCCCGCGGCGCUCCAUAUCGUGUGCUACUGCGACGACUGCCAGAAGUUUGCCACUUUGACGUGUCAAUCCACGAGCAAAUCUCCAGUGGACACGCACGGAGGCACGGACAUCGUGCAGGUGUUUCCAGCGGACGUGACCGUCACCAAGGGCAAAGCCAACAUCACGAUCGCAAAGCUCUCGGACAAGACGGCGUUGCUUCGAGUGUUUGCCUCGUGCUGCAACACUCCACUGUUCAACGCCAUCGACGACUUGGCGUUCAUUGGGUUGUUCACGUCCACAUUGAAACAGCCCGAGGAUUUUGGGCCGGUGCAGUUUCGCAUCAUGGGCAAGUUUGCCACGUCCGCGCCGAUCGAGCCCGUGGCUCCCACCUUCUCCCUGGGCUUUGGCCUCGUGUUUUUCACACGGGCGCUGGUGGUGUACCGCUCGACGGUACCAUGCCCCGACUAGUUUCGAACUAAAAACAAAAUGCACAACGACGAACCUGCACACUGUCUACCCUUCGAAGUCAUGCAUCAAGAAUUCAAAGUAACAUUAUACUACUAGUAAGAAAAAAGGUCUUGUUGAU
Messenger RNA from Aphanomyces astaci, 822 nucleotides. RefSeq lists its product as hypothetical. Bases 120 to 704 code for a protein of 194 amino acids. The record is from RefSeq and is a predicted model, not a curated record. Lineage: Eukaryota; Oomycota; Saprolegniomycetes; Saprolegniales; Verrucalvaceae. The transcript has a single exon.